UUGUUGAGCAGGGAGCUGACAUUUAUGUUACUACAAAGGUCAAACAAUAAACCAUGGAUUUACAUUAUUAUGUAUAUAUUUAAGGAACGACUGGGCGCAUUGCAUGUUUGCGCAAUGUGGGGAACUGAAGCAAUGUUGCGUUAUCUUCUCGAAAAAAAUUUAGAUAGUUCAAGACCUGGGGUUAUAUUAAUCAAAAUGGGCAUUUUCUCUAAAAAAUUUAAACAGGCAGGCCGGUUGCCGAUUCAUUUUGCAUCUGAGAGACGCUCAGCCAGUGCAGUUGCUAUCCUGAAAACGUUGAUCAAUGUAAAUCCUGGCUGCAGAACUGCAUCGGACAAAAACGGUAAUCUUCCUCUACAUUUUGCUAUUCGUGCUGGAAAUAUGGCAGCCGUGAACUUUUUGUUGCAAAAAGAACCGAAAAAACAGAUUAGUGCGAAAGACAUGGACGGCAACACUCCACUACAUCUAGCAGCGAUGAAUUUGUACGAAUUAUUGUGCAAAAUGGAGGUGGAGAGGAAGUUAAUACACAGAAUAAUCAGGGUCGAACACCUCUUCAUGAGGUAUCUUAAUUUGAUUUUGCGAGGAACUUUUAAUACUUAA
This is a messenger RNA of Meloidogyne enterolobii, 597 nucleotides long. NCBI's taxonomy places the organism in Eukaryota, Metazoa, Nematoda, Chromadorea, Rhabditida, Meloidogynidae. The record is from the annotation of a GenBank genome assembly.